UUCUCCGAGUGGUAACUACAAUUUCUUUAGUUGUCAAUUAAGAGAUUUAUAUAGACGACGACAAACGAUUAUCUCAGUUGGCCUGCAAGAAAAAUAUACAUCGAACAACGGCAAAUUCAUUCAUGACACGAGGUGGGAACUACGAUUUUUAUAUUCAAUAAAUACAUUUGAACAUUUUCCAUUAUAUCUACAUAUUUUAAUUUUGUGGCAAUCAUCGUGCAAUGGCCACUGAUAGUGAAACUUCACUACGCGCCUCGCGAGGCUAUGUUAAAGGGGCGAUUACUCGUCUUCACAGUUUUGUUAGCAACGAGUCUGAAUUAGAAGAAAGUACCUUACAGGCCCUUACAACGCGUAAAGAAAGACUGCUCACAGCCUUCCGUGAAUAUGAAGGAUUUAAUAUGCGGAUUCUUUCAAUGCGACCAGAUGAUGACGAGGACGUAGCAGCUGUUGAAGAUAAAUAUCUAUAUACUCUUACCGUUCUUAAUGAAGUGAUUAGCCGUAAGACUUAUAGUGUAGAGGACUCUAAAGGUCAUGUUAGUACUAUUGCACGGUCAAAAACUAAGUUGCCCGCGAUUCAAAUGUCCAUAUUUUCUGGUAAUUAUGUUGAAUAUGUAGCGUUUCAAUCAUUGUUUACUUCAUUAAUUCAUAGUGACUUAACAUUAGAUAAUGUUCAGAAGUUGUAUUAUCUUAGGUCUUAUUUAAAAAACGAACCGUAUGAUCUUAUUAAGAACUUACCAUUAACAGCCAGUAGCUAUGAUCAAGCUAGACAAUUAUUGGAGGAGAGGUAUAACAAUAGGUAUCGUAUUGUAAAUGAACAUAUUGGUCAAUUACUAGACUUACCUGCGCUUGUCAAAUCAACCCCUGAAAACAUUCGGUAUUUUGUAGCGAGUCUUAAGCAGACUUUGGCUGCUCUGCAAAACUUAGAUAUGAAGGUUGAAACUUGGGAUCCAAUAAUUGUUUGUAUUCUUAAUCGUAAGUUAGAUACAUACACGGCUCGGUCGUAUCAAAUGGAGAAAGAUACUGCCGAGGAACACAGCGUCAAGCACUUCAUCGAGUAUCUUGAGAAGAGGGCACUUGCAUUGGAGAACGCUGCGCCGUCAACUGCGAUGCCAUCUAACAAGGCCAAGGGUUUAUCAGUCAACGUAGCGGCUGCUGGUGAGAAAGUGGUGACGUGUCAUACAUAUACAUUCAAAUUAAUAACUUCUGUGGAACGCUAUAAAUUCUGUAAAGACAAUAAGUUAUGUCUGAUUUGUUUAAAUAGGCACAAUGGAAAAUGCAAAUUUCAUUUCAAAUGCGAUCUGUGCAAAAAGGCACACAAUUCACUAGUUCAUCAUGACGAAUGUGACGAAGUUCCUGUUUCCUUAUUAUCCAAGGGCCACGAUUCUAAUGUUUUGCUUCCCACAGUAAAAGUGAAAUUAUUCACAAAGGAUAAAAAGACGAUAAUAGUGAAGGCGAUUUUAGAUACAGGUUCACAAGCCUCCCUCGCUACGAGCAAGUUAAUCCAGCAAUUAGGUUUAACUCCAAUACCCAACAAUACAAAUAUAAUAGGUGUAGGCAAUGCUCAGAAUAAUACAAGAUAUUGUAUUCCAUUAAACAUACACUCUGUUAAUUCUUCUUUUAAUAUGACUGCCAAUUUUUAUGUAGUCGAAAAAAUUACCUGCAAGCAUCCACAAACAAAACUUGAUAUUCGGCAAUUGAAAUUACCUCCCAAUAUAGUGUUGGCAGAUGAUCAAUUUGAUGUUCCAUCUGAAAUAAAUCUCUUAAUGGGUGCUGACAUAUUUUUCCAUGCGAUAAUGCCCAAUGUGCCUGAGCAACCGCGGUCUCGAAAUCUGCACCGGCCACUACCUAGUCAAGGUGACAUUACGCCCUGCAUAAUAAACACACGCUUUGGACAUAUUAUUGGUGGUUCAAUGCUUGAAUAUCAGCAAGCUUCAAAACAGGUAACAUCACUAUUAUGUAUCAAAUGCGAUCCUGAAAUCAAUGAUAAUAUCAAAUUAUUUUGGGAAGCUGAGAGUAUACCACAAACCUUUUCUGAGAAUCAAAGUGAACAAGAGUUAGCUGAAACUAUCUUUCAGAAUUCUGUAGAAUUGAUUGAUAAUAGAUUCCAGGUGAAUUUACCUCUUAAAGUCGAGGAUAAUGAAAUUCAUAAUUACUUGGAUCUUAGUGAAAUAAAAGAAGCUAAGCAACAAUUACAGUCUUUGCUACAAAAAGGAAGUUUUGAAACACAUAAAUGGUCAGCUAAUGAUCCAGAAAUUUUGUCUGAUAUUCCAAUUAGUAAACAACAUUUUGACGAGCUAGAGUUGCAAAAGGAUAAUUAUAGCAUAAAAGUAUUAGGUUUAAAUCUAGAUGUAAAGAAUGAUUGGUUUAAUAUCACAUGCCCAGAAACUAUUGAUAUAAAAUCGGUAACAAAAAAGUCAAUUUUAAGCUGUAUUGCUAAGUCUUAUGAUCCACUUGGCUUUGUGUGUCCAAUUAUAGUAAAGGCUAAGAUUAUUAUGCAGAAACUGUGGGCUGAAGGUAUUAGUUGGGAUGCUUCUCCCUCCGAUCAUGUUAAAGAAGAAUGGUUGUUUUUUAUUGACGGUCUCAAGGCAAUGGAACCUAUUCAUAUUAAUAGAAAUAUACCAAUUCCAUUAGGUUCUAAGGCUGUGCAAUUGAUCGGCUUUGCUGAUGCCUCAAGUAAAAUAGGCUACGGAUGCUGUGUAUAUCUUAGAACGGUAGACUCUGAUUGUAAUGUGCGCAUGUUUAUUUUAUGUGCGAAGUCCAGAAUUAAUUCGUUUUCGAAACCAAUAACGAUACCACGGUUAGAGUUGAAUGCGGCCUUAUUGCUAUCAAGUCUAGUACGGAGGACAUAUGAAACGUUACAGCUCAAACUUUCAAUUGAUAAUGUUUAUCUCUUUACCGAUUCUAAGAUUGUUUUAAGUUGGUUGAAUACUGAUAUUUUUAAUUUACAAGCAUAUGUGGCUAACCGAGUAAAAGUGAUUACAGAAAAGACUGUACAAUUUCAAUGGAAUUAUGUUAACACAAAAGAAAAUCCAGCCGAUUUAAUAAGUAGAGGUAUAGAUCCAAAAGAAUUACCAUCUUGCUCUCUAUGGUGGGACGGACCAGACUUUCUAAAAGACAAUAGGUACAAUUUUACAAACAAGGCUUCCUUACCUAUCGACUUACCUGAAUUGAAGAAUUCUGGUGCGGCUAUAAAUUCCUCUAAGAUUAAAUGUAAUUAUUUAACUACAAAGGAAUUGCAACAGUCAUUGCAAAACAUUAUUAAACAAGAACAAAGUAUCCAUUUUAGCAAGGAAAUAAAAUCGUUGACUGAAAGCAAAGAUGUAGAGGGUAUUUUAAAACCUCUUCAUAUUUUCUUGGAUAAGCACGGUCUAAUAAGGUUUAGAUCCAAAUGGCAAAAGAGUUAUCCUAAUGUAACAGUAGGAAUGUUGGUGAUACUCAAGGACCCAAACAAUCCUCCUUUGCACUGGCCUAUGGCUAGAAUAAGUAAGGUUUUUCCAGGUAGAGAUGGGAAGGUUAGAGCUUUCGAAGUUGUAACACCUAAUGGUAAAACUUAUAAACGUUCCUUAUCUGGUAUAUGUAUUCUUCCUAUAAAUGAUGCCUAG
This is a messenger RNA of Galleria mellonella (greater wax moth), 3602 nucleotides long. RefSeq lists its product as uncharacterized. The transcript is spliced from 4 exons. The record is from RefSeq and is a predicted model, not a curated record. NCBI's taxonomy places the organism in Eukaryota, Metazoa, Arthropoda, Insecta, Lepidoptera, Pyralidae. The coding region runs from base 222 to 3602 and encodes 1126 amino acids.